This is a messenger RNA of Nanorana parkeri, 1005 nucleotides long. RefSeq names its product GPI ethanolamine phosphate transferase 1-like. The transcript has 11 exons. Gene Ontology annotation, cellular component: endoplasmic reticulum membrane. The record is from RefSeq and is a predicted model, not a curated record. The coding region runs from base 107 to 934 and encodes 275 amino acids. Gene Ontology annotation, biological process: GPI anchor biosynthetic process. Gene Ontology annotation, molecular function: mannose-ethanolamine phosphotransferase activity. NCBI's taxonomy places the organism in Eukaryota, Metazoa, Chordata, Amphibia, Anura, Dicroglossidae.
CGCAGGACUUUUAGCGCUUUUCAUUUCCUUGGCCUCCCUUGUGUCACUUUGGAGAAACAAAGACAAAACUGUAGAAGAGGGAGAUUUCACAGUGCACAUCUGUCAGAUGCUGAGCCUUGCAGUUUCUAUAUGGAUUGUGAACACCACUCACUCCAGCCUAGCUGCUAAGCAUGGACUGCCACUGCUAAACCAGAUAUUGAGUUGGUUAAUAGUAGUUUUUUCCUUGGUUGCACCAUUACUUAGUACCACGUUCCUGUUCCAGCGGCUCCUGAGCAUUUUUCUUUCUUUUAUGUCCUCCUAUAUUCUCUUCAGCACAGGGUAUGAAGCCUUUUUCCCUGUGGCUCUUUCCUGUUUGAUGUUUGUAUGGAUAUUUGUAGAGCAAGAGGCAUUAGUAAAGCACGCCCUUUCUUUCAAACAGAAGCUUAACAGUAUUGACUUCUCCUGCAGAACAGAUAUAACUCAGUUUCGACAACUAAAUCUGGAUGACAUUCGAAGAGCCUUCUUUUUGGUAUUCUUCAUAGUCACAGCCUUUUUCGGUACCGGGAAUAUAGCAUCCAUUAACAGCUUUGACCCUGCAUCCGUGUAUUGUUUCCUUACUGUGUUCAACCCAUUUGUGAUGGGAGCAUUAAUGAUGUGGAAGAUUCUCAUCCCCUUCAUUAUGGUGAUGUGUGCUUUUGAAACUGUUCAGAUCUCAGCACAGAUUUCCUCAAAAAGUCUUUUUCUCAUCGUUCUUGUGAUAUCGGACAUAAUGUCUCUGCAUUUUUUCUUCCUGGUUAAAGACUAUGGGAGCUGGCUGGACAUUGGAACAAGCAUCAGCCAUUAUGUCAUUGUGAUGUCUAUGACUAUCUUUUUGAUGCUCCUGCGUGGAUUGGUUCAGUAUCUUACUACAAGGAAAAUACAGAGUGGGAAAAGAAGAAAACACCAUGCCACUUGACACAGAGGAAAGAGCCUGCUACAUGCGUACAGUUCAUCGGUCAUGGUCGCUGUUUACAUACACUAGUCUUA